UCGUGCGGGAGGGUUGUGUCGCUCGUUCGUAUUUUUCAACUCGCGUAUUUACACACGUUACUAUUCAACCUUAAAUCCUAUUAAAAAUGGUCAUUGACCUGAUAAAAGCUCUGUAAUGGGAUUAUCGUGUGAUUAGUAAUGAAUAUGCCAGUGUAGUUUAAAGUUACAAGUGGAAAAUGUUUUUUGAGGAUAUGUGUUUGGAAAAAUGGUGAAGACGUCUACGCGAUGGAAGCACGUCGGCUUGUGGUUACUGCACCUAUGUUGGGUGGAUGGACUUAUAGAAAUCGUCGAAGAACAACAGUGUCACGAUUACGGGUUCCGUCUAACGUGUCGCGACUUAGACUCGCACAUAGCCAUUCUGGAGGCGUGGUACACAUCCAUAGACAAUUAUCACGGAAUCAACGCCACCUACCAGAGUCUGAAGCUCAAAACUGAAAACGAUUCAGAACUCAAUCGAGUGUAUAUUUAUUCUAGUCCAAAACACAACGGUAUUUACGAGCCAGUGAACCAUUCCAUGUUUGAAAAUUUAAAUUAUUCGAGUAGUGUCGAUUUUAACGAUUCUAGUGUUGAUGUAUCGAAUGAUACCGAUUUGAGUGUUGAUUUUGUGAACGCGAGUUGUGGUGCUGUGACGUUUGUGAGGAGUUAUGGCAGUUGGAGAGAGGGAGAUAAAAGGAGGCGUCAGCUCGUGGAACGGAGCGCGUCAGUCAAUUUGAGAGCGCCUCUUAGUUACCGGUGUACCGGAGUGAACCACUGCAACUUCAUACUCCAAGAGGACUACCCUCCUGCAGUCAGGUGGCCACUGGGCGUCGUAUACAUCAAGUACGCUUGUUUUGAUGACACGCUGUCGGUCCACUACUGCAAUCGCGAGGUGCUCGUCGCGGAGUCAGGUCCUGACAGCGAGGGGUACAUCCGUACACCUGGGUACCCAAACUUCUACAUCGGCGACGAGUGUCGAUGGCGCAUCAGGGUGCCGUCAGAACAGAGGCUGAGGAUUACCCUGAUGGAUGUGAGCUUGAGGACGAUAGGCCCGUUUGAAAACUCCUGUACAGACUACAUAUCGGUGCGGGAAUCGAACGGCGACACCAUGUUCUCCUCCUGCGAUCAGGUGGACCUGCCACUACGCCUCACCUCCUCGACGGAUACAGUUGAUGUGGUGGUGGAUGCCAAGUCCAAGGGAGCCUAUCCCAAAAGAGGGGUGCUUUUGCAUUACAAGAGUAUAGGAUGCAUCACGAUACCACCGCCAUCUGACGGCUACCUCGUGUAUCGCACAGAAGAUGUCGCUCACUACAUGUGCCAUGUGAAUUUUGUUUUCGCCGACACCCAACAGAGGGCGCGGAUGUUAUGGUGUUUUGACGACAACAGAUGGAAUGACACUGUGCCUACAUGUGUUGUAGAGGCGGCUACGAGAGCCGUCGGGAACGAUUCAGCCAAGGGUAACCAAACAGACACAAACCUGCCGCCACACGACGAACCCAACAUGAUAGUAGAUAUAGUGAUCCCGUCGCUGCUUAUCGCGGCACUCUUUAUCGGAAACGCGUUCAUCGUGCUCAUCAUAUACAAAUAUAGAAAACGGGCAAUUGAUGAUAACAUUCAAUUCUCCGAUCGCAACCCAAACCCAAGUCCAAAUCCUAGUCCCGCGCCCAAAGAAGAUCCUGAUGGACAGAAAGUAGCGGAUUCAUUCUUUGGAAGGUUGUCGGAAAGGAUCCGCGUCAUUGCCUCCAAAACUAAAGAAACUAUCUAAACAAGCAGGUUGCAAGGAAAAACGACGAUUUGGAUGACGAGUUCAACACCAUUCCACUGAGCGUCAACGGCAAUGCCCAUAGCGCGGGAAAUGCGGUUUGAGGAUUUUCUACAAUAUCUAGAAUUAUUGCACACCAAAUCUAUACUUUCACAGUUUGACUGAUUGUUUUGUCCAUCGAUGAUUAUUAGAAUGUGUUACUUUAGUUUUUAAGUAGGCCGCUGAAUGUAGUUUAAAAUACAAUUAGAAAGAUAGAAUUGUUAUUUUUUUUUUAAAAUAAUCUGAGUGAUUCAAAAUGUUGCCAUGUAGUGUCUAGUGCUAGCGGAUAAACGAUACGAAACAAUUUAUUGAAUGAUCAUGACACCAAUAUAUUUUCAUACGCGCGAUAGAGAUGUUGAGGUCAAUGUACGUUUUUCCGCCAGCCUCAGAAACAGACUUAGAAAUAGUGAAUAUAAUUUUUGGUGUGUAAUAUUCCAAAGUAAUCGAAAAGGGCGGGACAGUCACAUCCUUCUGUCGCCAGUUUAGCCUUAGGCAUUAAGUUACCUUAUUUAUUUGUUAAUUAGUUAACCCGUAGACACGAAUAUAGUCCAGUGACAUUCAAUUUUCUUAUGUGACCUUUAGGAAUUAAGUAAGGACUGAUAUUAAUAUAAUACUCGUUUAAAUUAGACAUUUUUUUCUGUCGCACAUCUGUCAUUGCCUUUUGUCACUGUAGUCAAUUUCGUGGACGAAUCAACAAGCAGCUAAGUUGAGAUGAGUAGAUUACUAAUAUGCCUGGUAUAUAAAAUAGUUGAGCAAAAAAAAACUAUGAUUUCAAAUCCAAAUGUUUAAAAUGUUAUGUAUUGUGUAUUAAUAAAAUUAUGCCCUCAAUUAGCGUCCUAUAUUUGUCAAGAACUAUCUAGACUUUACACAGAGAAAUAAGCAUGUCUAGACAAGAUAACGGCAAGAAUUUUCAGAUUACCUAGCUGAUUAUUAUCUGGAACUUAUCUAUCAGCUGAUUAUUGCUCGGCAUAUAUAUGAGGAACCCACUCAUCUCUAAGUCUAUUGUAAUUGUGGCUAAAAUGGCCAUAUCUCAUUCAUCCGUACUAAACAUAUUGAAUCGAUAGGAGAUUGCCAUUGUAGUUGUAUCAAUGUAGAUUGGUUUUCCUUGGAAUUGUUGAUGUUUUGUAUGUAUUCGGCGAAGUCUGUAUAAAUUCUGUAAUUAAAGCACUUUAUCUCUA
Molecule: messenger RNA, 2955 nt
Organism: Plodia interpunctella (Indianmeal moth)
Lineage: Eukaryota; Metazoa; Arthropoda; Insecta; Lepidoptera; Pyralidae
Exons: 10
Coding region: 206-1741 (511 amino acids)
Source: RefSeq, a predicted model, not a curated record